GCGGCGGCGGCGGUGGCUCGGCCCGGCCGCGGCGGCGGGGCCGGCGGAGCGCUCCGUGCCCGCGGCCGUGCCCGCGCCGGCGGCGGCCCCAGCGAGGGGCUCUGGGCUCUGCGCUCCGCGCUCCGCCGCCUCCAUGGAGCGCCGGCCGCGCCGCCUCUGAUGCCCGGCCCAGCGCGCACCAUGGGGCCGCUGUGGCUCUGCUGCCUGCCCCUCGCCCUCCUGCCCCUGCUCGCCGCCGUGGAAGAGACGCUGAUGGACUCCACCACGGCGACAGCAGAGCUGGGCUGGACGGUACAUCCUCCCUCAGGGUGGGAAGAGGUGAGUGGGUACGAUGAGAACAUGAACACGAUCCGCACCUACCAAGUGUGCAACGUCUUUGAAUCCAGCCAGAACAACUGGCUCCGCACCAAGUACAUCCGGAGGCGAGGAGCACACCGCAUCCACGUGGAGAUGAAAUUUUCUGUCCGGGACUGCAGUAGCAUCCCAAAUGUCCCAGGCUCCUGUAAGGAGACUUUUAACCUUUACUAUUUUGAGUCAGACUUGGACUCGGCCACCAAGACUUUUCCUAACUGGAUGGAGAAUCCUUGGAUGAAGGUGGACACAAUUGCUGCUGAUGAGAGCUUCUCACAGGUGGACUUAGGUGGACGGGUGAUGAAGAUCAACACUGAGGUGCGCAGUUUUGGGCCUGUCUCCAAGAAUGGUUUCUACCUGGCCUUCCAGGACUAUGGGGGCUGCAUGUCCCUGAUCGCCGUCCGUGUCUUCUACCGCAAAUGUCCCCGUGUGAUCCAGAACGGGGCUGUCUUCCAAGAAACCCUGUCGGGAGCAGAGAGCACCUCGCUGGUGGCAGCCAGGGGCACGUGCAUUGCCAAUGCUGAGGAGGUGGACGUGCCCAUCAAGCUGUACUGCAACGGUGACGGCGAGUGGCUGGUGCCCAUCGGCCGCUGCAUGUGCCGGGCCGGCUACGAGUCAGUGGAGAACGGGACCGUCUGCAGAGGCUGUCCCUCGGGAACAUUCAAGGCCAGCCAGGGGGAUGAAGGGUGUGUCCACUGCCCCAUCAACAGCCGGACAACCUCCGAAGGGGCCACAAACUGUGUAUGCCGAAAUGGAUAUUAUCGGGCAGACGCCGACCCCGUGGACAUGCCAUGCACCACCAUCCCGUCCGCCCCCCAGGCCGUGAUCUCCAGCGUGAACGAGACGUCGCUGAUGCUGGAGUGGAGCCCUCCACGGGACUCGGGGGGCCGGGAGGACCUGGUGUACAACAUCAUCUGCAAGAGCUGCGGGGCGGGCCGCGGGGCCUGCACGCGCUGCGGGGACAACGUGCAGUUCGCCCCGCGCCAGCUGGGCCUCACCGAGCCCCGCAUCUACAUCAGCGACCUGCUGGCACACACCCAGUACACCUUCGAGAUCCAGGCCGUCAACGGCGUCACCGACCAGAGCCCCUUCUCCCCGCAGUUUGCCUCCGUGAACAUCACCACCAACCAGGCCGCCCCUUCUGCUGUGUCCAUCAUGCACCAGGUGAGCCGCACCGUGGACAGCAUCACCCUCUCCUGGUCCCAGCCCGACCAGCCCAAUGGAGUCAUCCUGGACUAUGAGCUGCAGUACUACGAGAAGGAUCUGAGCGAGUUGAACUCGACCACAGUGAAGAGCCCCACCAACACUGUGGCAGUGCAGAACCUCAAGGCUGGCACCAUCUACGUGUUCCAGGUGCGGGCACGCACCGUGGCCGGCUAUGGCCGCUACAGUGGGAAGAUGUAUUUCCAGACCAUGACUGAAGCCGAGUACCAAACCAGCGUGCAGGAGAAGCUGCCGCUCAUCAUCGGCUCCUCGGCGGCGGGGCUGGUGUUCCUCAUCGCCGUGGUGGUCAUCGGCAUCGUGUGCAACAGAAGACGGGGCUUCGAGCGGGCUGACUCGGAGUACACGGACAAGCUGCAGCACUACACCAGUGGCCACAUGACUCCAGGGAUGAAGAUUUAUAUCGAUCCUUUCACCUAUGAAGAUCCCAAUGAGGCUGUCAGGGAAUUUGCAAAAGAAAUCGAUAUCUCUUGUGUCAAAAUCGAGCAGGUGAUUGGGGCAGGGGAGUUUGGUGAGGUGUGCAGUGGGCAUCUCAAGCUUCCAGGCAAAAGAGAGAUCUUUGUGGCCAUCAAGACCCUCAAGUCUGGCUACACGGAGAAGCAGAGACGGGACUUCCUGAGUGAGGCCAGCAUCAUGGGGCAGUUUGACCACCCCAACGUCAUCCACCUGGAGGGGGUGGUCACCAAGAGCUCUCCAGUCAUGAUCAUCACUGAGUUCAUGGAGAAUGGCUCACUGGAUUCCUUCCUGCGGCAAAACGACGGGCAGUUCACGGUGAUCCAGCUGGUGGGGAUGCUGCGGGGCAUCGCCGCGGGCAUGAAGUACCUGGCGGACAUGAACUACGUGCACCGGGACCUGGCCGCCCGCAACAUCCUGGUCAACAGCAACCUGGUGUGCAAGGUGUCCGACUUCGGCCUCUCCCGCUUCCUGGAGGACGACACCUCCGACCCCACCUACACCAGUGCUCUGGGUGGGAAGAUCCCUAUCCGAUGGACAGCACCUGAGGCCAUUCAGUACCGAAAGUUCACCUCGGCCAGCGACGUGUGGAGCUAUGGAAUAGUCAUGUGGGAGGUGAUGUCCUACGGAGAGCGGCCCUACUGGGACAUGACCAACCAGGAUGUGAUAAAUGCCAUUGAGCAGGACUAUCGGCUGCCACCGCCCAUGGACUGCCCAAAUGCCCUUCACCAGCUGAUGCUUGACUGUUGGCAGAAGGAUCGGAACCACAGGCCCAAAUUUGGGCAAAUUGUCAACACCUUGGAUAAAAUGAUCCGAAAUCCAAACAGCCUGAAAGCCAUGGCGCCUCUCUCCUCUGGGAUGAACCUCCCCCUCCUUGACCGCACAAUCCCAGAUUACACCAGCUUCAACACUGUGGAUGAAUGGCUGGAUGCCAUCAAGAUGAGCCAGUACAAGGAGAGCUUUGCCAGUGCUGGUUUCACCACCUUUGAUGUAGUAUCUCAGAUGACUGUAGAGGACAUUCUGCGAGUCGGGGUCACUUUAGCAGGACACCAGAAGAAAAUUUUGAACAGUAUCCAGGUGAUGAGAGCACAGAUGAACCAAAUCCAGUCUGUGGAGGUUUGAUAGCUGCCUGUCCUCCCACUCCUCCUCCUCAAGGCCCUGCUCCCCUUUGCCCCUGUAUGUCCAAGCUCCAGUUCCUGAGUGUUCUGCAUGGACCAGAGACAGGCAGCUGCUCUGAGGAUCACGGCAGCAGGAGGGAACACCCUGUCCUCAACAAUGAGAAGUCACCAAGAGCUUCUAGAAUUUAAGCAAUGGAAAAAGGGAACAAAAAGAAAAAAAAAGACAACUAUUUUGAAAAAAAAAACAAAAAAAAAAAAACCCGAACAAACUACAAAAUAUUUUUAAAUAAUAAUAAAGCAAUUGCAUUCUUGAAAAGGGCUCCAAGACCAAUGGGAGUCUCCAAAGGAAGAGAAAAGAGCAGCUUCAUGUUUCCUCUUGCACAAGGCGGCUGCAGCUGGACCCAGGCACCUCUGGAGCAGUGGGACUUCUCCAGGAAGAGGAAUGCAAGGAAAGGCUACGAGAAGCACAUCUCUUCCUCCCGUGGGCUCGGGGAAUGCCAUGAGCCAGGCCUUUCCCCAGAGCCCCUGUGAGUAGAUCAGAUGGGGAGAGCUGAAGCUCUUUGGUGCUGUGAAACCAAGUGCAUCUCAGAAACUGAUGGACUCCUUCAAAAGCUGAAGACUUUUUUUUAAAAAAAAACAAAAACAAAACCA
This is a messenger RNA of Motacilla alba alba, 3794 nucleotides long. RefSeq names its product EPH receptor B2 (gene EPHB2). Bases 160 to 3147 code for a protein of 995 amino acids. The transcript is spliced from 16 exons. Gene Ontology annotation, cellular component: plasma membrane; neuron projection. The record is from RefSeq and is a predicted model, not a curated record. NCBI's taxonomy places the organism in Eukaryota, Metazoa, Chordata, Aves, Passeriformes, Motacillidae. Gene Ontology annotation, biological process: cell surface receptor protein tyrosine kinase signaling pathway; angiogenesis; protein phosphorylation. Gene Ontology annotation, molecular function: protein binding; ATP binding; transmembrane-ephrin receptor activity.